This is a messenger RNA of Amaranthus tricolor (Joseph's coat), 1867 nucleotides long. Its product is annotated as homogentisate solanesyltransferase, chloroplastic. NCBI's taxonomy places the organism in Eukaryota, Viridiplantae, Streptophyta, Magnoliopsida, Caryophyllales, Amaranthaceae. The record is from RefSeq and is a predicted model, not a curated record. Bases 120 to 1277 code for a protein of 385 amino acids. The transcript has 10 exons. Gene Ontology annotation, molecular function: prenyltransferase activity. Gene Ontology annotation, cellular component: membrane.
GUUAAAACGCCACCGUUGCAGGCUUGUCCGGACCACGAGAGUAAGUAAUACCCUAUCGCUAUUCGCUAGUUCUCUUAGCAAGAAGCAAGAGAACGGUCUAGCAGCUCCAGAAUCAGGAUAUGGAGCUCUUACAUUGUUCAUCCUCUUCCAUUCCUUCUCGUCGAAUCCCUUCCAUCAAUUCAUCCAGUCGCAUUAUCCCUUUUUUCAAUCAAAAUUCCUCCAAUUUCUCUUUCGGAUUUUCCAAAAACUUGUCUUCAAUUCGCUUUAGCAACUGCAGAUUACUAGGCAUUACCAUCACCAGCUCUCGUUCCCGUUUCUUCAUCCGGGCUUGUGCACAAGCUGGAUCUGCUGGCUCUGAUUCGGCUGUUGACAAGGUUUCAGAGUUCAGAGAUGCAAUUUGGAGAUUCCUAAGACCACACACGAUACGUGGAACAGCUUUAGGUUCUUUUGCUUUAGUGGCGAGAGCGUUGAUUGAGAAUCCUAAUUUGAUAAGAUGGUCCUUAACACUGAAGGCGUUUUCUGGUCUUGUUGCUCUGAUAUGCGGGAAUGGCUAUAUAGUGGGCAUUAAUCAAAUCUACGAUAUUGGUAUUGAUAAGGUAAACAAACCUUACUUACCUAUAGCAGCUGGGGAUCUUUCAGUGGGUUCUGCUUGGAUGCUAGUGUUAAUUUUUGCGAUAACUGGACUUUCCAUUGUUGCAACAAACUUUGGUCCUUUCAUAACAUCCCUAUAUUGCCUAGGGUUGUUUCUUGGAACCAUCUACUCAGUUCCUCCUUUUAGAAUGAAGCGGUUUCCUGUUCUAGCAUUUCUCACUAUUGCAACGGUUCGGGGAUUUCUGCUAAAUUUUGGUGUAUAUUAUGCAACAAGAGCGGCUUUGGGACUUCCAUUUGAGUGGAGUUAUCCUGUGGUUUUCAUUACAACAUUCGUAACGUUGUUUGCGUUGGUCAUUGCCAUAACAAAAGAUCUCCCAGAUGUGGAAGGUGAUCGUAAGUUUCAGAUAUCAACCCUAGCAACAAAGCUUGGGGUAAAGAAUAUUUCACUGCUUGGUUCUGGACUUCUGCUACUUAACUAUAUUGGUUCUGUAGCUGCUGCUGUUUACUUUCCGGAGGCUUUCAGGCGCAGCUUGAUGAUACCUAUUCACACCAUAUUGGCUAUUUGUCUGGUUUUCCAGACACAGUUGCUCGACCAAGCGAAUUAUUCCAAGGAGGCUAUAACCAAUUUCUACAGAUUUAUUUGGAACCUAUUUUAUGCAGAGUAUAUCAUAUUUCCUUUCAUCUGAAGCUUGCAUAGGAAUUUGGAAAUCAAAGUAAAGUCUCCUCAUCGUGUUUCUAUAUGUAUGUACUUAUUGUAUCUUAUUGCUUAGUAUAUACCCUUGCCUAGAAGGCUGAAGCCUGGAACAAUGUAAGUACCAAAAACGUUUGACACUUCUACUUUGGUCAUUGAUUUCUUUCAAAAUUGGAUUAGCGCUGCCCCUGUUUGGUUGAACAUGUUCAUGGCACAGAUCAGCUCGAAUGCCAGUCCAGCUGACAACUUUGGAAAAACUAGUCAUACAUCGAUCAUGCUUAUCCAUGGGUUAUGCUCGUCAAGCUUCAUGAAUCAUGAUGUACGAGUGUGCGUUUCCUGUUGGCUUCUUUUGCAGUGCCAUGCCUUGAGUCGGCAGUUCGAUGUUCUGCUGGUCUAUUCUUCUUUUUGUGAACAUAUUUUGAAUGCAAGUCAAGUAUUGUUGUAGUGAAACAAAGCCAGUCUGUUUUCAGCUCUUCAUUUCCUGUUGAUUUAGUUAUAUACUUUUUAUAUCAAACAGAAAGUGUAUUGACCUUUAAUAAUCCUUCAAGCCUUACACCCAAUUCUCGGCCAUGUUCCUGUUGUUCA